Molecule: messenger RNA, 775 nt
Organism: Seriola dumerili (greater amberjack)
Lineage: Eukaryota; Metazoa; Chordata; Actinopteri; Carangiformes; Carangidae
Exons: 14
Coding region: 13-741 (242 amino acids)
Source: RefSeq, a predicted model, not a curated record
UCUUCAGAAGCAAUGCAGCUUUUGUGUAUCGCCGCUUUAAUUCUGUCAGCAGUAGCUGCUCAUCCAGAUUCCUGGAGACCAUGGGAGGAUGAGAAGUUUCCGCCUGCAGGUGGACCCAAACAGGAUGCAGACUCUAAGCGUGGUGACGGGGCGCAGUCAGUGACACAAGCCCCAGAGGGUGGAGAUGGAAGGUCAAGUGGAGACUGGCCAGAAGGGGACUCUGGACAUCCAGUAUGGCCAGAUGAGAUGCCCCCUUGGCUCAAAAACAGACCCCCUACAAGACCAGGGAAUGGAAAUCCACAGGGACCCAUGAAGUUGACUGAUUGGACCAACGGCCAGAUGGCGAUACUCCCUCACCUUCCUACUUGGGGCAAAAGAGAGGCUCCUGGUUUCGGGCUUGAGCCAGGCAGGCAUUUUGGAAGACCCAGAGGACCUCCGAGAGGCAAGUUGCCCAACAUGAGGAACCCUGGUGCAACGGACGAUACGGUUUUUUCCCCUACAUUCAAGGUUGACAACGUGGCAUUUCAGAACAUCACCGGCGUAUCCUUAAAGGAGGGGGAGAACCUAUUUCUGAUGCCAAAGGGAGGAAGACACGGACCUCCAGAGAAUGUGCAAUAUGUGAAGCUCAUCUACAACACCACAGAGCCGAACAAAGUCUCCGUGGAGUAUGGGGUUUUGAAACCUAUGAGUCUCGGUGAGCUUGUUGGAGAAGAAGAUGAUCCAGAGGAAGCCGGCUGGUAAAAGGAGGAACCAACGGCUCCAAGUUUGAUUCUCC